ACCAUUAAGAACAAAAAGUGAAAGAAAAAGGAAGAAAAAAAAGAGAGAAGGAAAUAUCGCAGAACUGAGAAAGCAUGAAAGCUUGAUUCACAGGCAAGAAUCAAAUCACAGCAAUGGUUCCUCUCUCUCUCUGUCUCUCUUUCUCUCUCUCCUCUUCUUUCCUCUCUAGCUUUCUUCAGUUCGUAAGCGAUAAUGCCAGAAGAAAUUAGGGUUUCUGCAAACCGAUCGGUGCUGAUCUCUAUGGUGUCGAUCUCUAUGUUGCCGUUAAAUGCUUCAGAUCCGAGUGCUUUGUUUUGGAGUCGUAUCAUUGUAAUUGGCAUUUGAAGUUGUUUGUCUCUUGAAUUUGCGAUCUUAGUCGUGCUCAAUGACUCUGUUUGAAGUUGUUUGACUUUGCCGACGGUGCGACAAGCGCUGGGAGUUUCUUGAAAAGGCGGUGUUUGCUUUAUAGUUUGAAGGUUUAUACUACUUUGGGGUUGAAUUAGGGUUGAAUUAAGGUCAUAUUUCUACGACUUGCGUGUCAACUCAAGGAAAACUAGGGUUUUACAGCCAUGAAGAUUUUAUAUUGAUUCGUGCGUUAUGUUGUGUUCUGACACUGCAAUUUUUUAUGAUGCGGAAGUUUAGAUCAUUGCGUUGAUGUAAAUGCAACAGUUAAGUAUCGGGAAUGAUUGGGUUUUUGAGUUAACUUGAAUGCCUUACAUGGAAUGAUGAUAAAUUAUAACUUGCUAUACGCGUAAUUAAUAAUUUUUGAGCCUUCUUCGGUAGGGAAAGGUGCAUACAGGUUUGGUAAAUUGGUUCCGCUUAUGAGAUUGGGCACUUGGAGCAGAAGCUGGAUGUGUAUUAUGGGUUCUUGGUUUUAUGAGAAGGGUUGUUUGGUUUGAUUCGUUAACAAAAAAGAGCUGUUUGAUUUUGGUUCUUAUGGUGGCUUUUUGGUAUUGAGAUUUUGAGCGAGGGGAAAUUGAGUGGCAAAAUUGGAAAUGCCAGCUUCCACGGCAUUGAGAUGCUCUCCGGCAAGGGAGCUCAGAGGGGAAAGUCACAGGCGGGGUCGUAGUCUGGAGAAUGGGUUGCUCUUCAGAGAGAAGGAUGAUGAUCUCGCUUUAUUCAAUGAAAUGCAAUCGAGAGAAAGAGAAAACUUUUUGCUCCAGUCAACUGAUGAUUUCAAUGAUUCUUUAUCGACAAAAUUAAGAUACUUUCCAGAUUUCAAGCUGGGAAUCUCAGUUCCUGUUAGAGGAGAGAGUAGUGACUUGCUUAAUGCGGAUGGGGAGAAGAAUGAUUAUGAUUGGUUAUUGACUCCUCCGGAUACGCCACUUUUCCCUUCAUUGGACGAUGAGACACCGACAGUUAAUCUUGCACACAGGGGAAGGCCUCGAAGUCAGCCCAUUUCUAUCUCAAGAUCAUCCACGAUGGAGAAAAGUUACCGAAGCAGUAGGGGAAGUGCGAGCCCACAUCGCUCAAGUCCAUCUCCUCGAUCUGUGAAUAGUGCAUUCCAAUCAAGGGGAAGGCCAUCGUCAGCACCUCAGUCUAGUCCAACUCCUACUCUGCGGCAUGCAACUCCAUCACGAAGAUCAUCUCCUCCCCCUAGUAAACCCUCAACACCUGCUCCGAGGUCAUCUACUCCAACUCCCCGCAGGAUGAGUACGGCAUCCAGUAGUACUUCUGCCUCAUCUGGUGUAAGGGGAACUUCCCCUGUAAAGGCAAAUCGUGGAAACUCCGCUUCACCAAAAAUAAGGGCAUGGCAGUCAAAUAUUCCAGGUUUCUCAUCCGAUGCACCCCCUAAUCUUCGAACUUCUCUAGCUGAUCGACCGGCGUCUUAUGUAAGGGGCUCUUCACCAGCAUCCAGGUAUGGUAGGGAUUCACCUUCAAAAUUUGGCAGACAAUCAACAUCCCCCACUGCCUCUAGAAGCAUCAGUUCAUCGCAUAGCCAUGAUCGAGACCGAGUUAUCUCCCACAGUAAAGGUUCUGUGGCAUCAUCUGGCGAUGAUGAUUUAGACUCUCCACAGUCCAUACCUUUGGGCUGCUCUGACGGCUCAGCUUCAAAGAGAGUUGGUGCAUUUUCAAAUAACAGAGCUCUGCCCUUUUCCAAAAAGCCAUACAGAACUCUCUCGUCCAGUUCGGCUCCAAAAAGAUCCCUGGAUUCCACAGUUCGAAAUAUGGAUCAACGCAAAAGUCCUCAGAAUAUGUUCAGGCCACUCUUAUCUAGUGUUCCCAGUACCACUUUCUAUGUUGGAAAAGCAAGUUCUGCACAUCGAACCAUGAUAUCAAGGAAUUCUUCAGUGACAACCAGCAGUAAUGCUAGUUCUGAUCUAGGUACAAGUUUUGCACCUGAUACUGAAGGGAGUGACCAAAACCAUGAUGAUGCAGCAAGUGAAUGUGGGAAGGGACAUGAAGUUCAGGAUGAAGUGUUUGCUUUGGAAAUGGUAAAUGAAGACAUUGGUCAGGAAACCCAUGAUGGAUCACAAAACAUUCAGCAUGGUGACUUUGAUAAAGGAGGUCCCUCUGAUUCUGAAUGUUUUUGCCACAAUGGUACUGCUGUGGCAGUCAGUGCAGCUUCUGAAGCUAUACAAGACAGGGCUGAUUUUGCAGAAGUUGAUAGUUUUGAGGACACAAUCUGUUCUAAAUGUGGCUGCAGAUAUGAUCCCAGUGAUCCUGUUGAAAGGGAUGGUAAAAUUUGUCCUGAUUGCAGUAGGAAAGAGGGACUGUUGACUAUUGCCACUCCAGUGACAACAGUUGUCUUGCAGAAUUCCCCAGAUCUGUCCUUAAAUACUUCAAAAGAAUAUAAGCCACUUAGUGAAAUAGAAACUGUCGUGGCUUUGCCUGAACCAUUAGAAGAUGCUGAUAUAGGUGAACCAGCGAUAAUCCAGCGCAAAGAUAGUUUUGGACAAAGUCAGAAUUGCUACAUUGAGCAAAGUGAGAGUCUCUUGCGGGACGGUACUAUCCCAGUGUCAUUGGCAGGGGACGAUGAGCGGCAGAUAUUUUUGGGUCAAAAAGGAAUGAGGGAACCAAGUGUUGAUUAUAGCAUACCUCAUACUCGUAGCGAGACUGGAGGCCAGCAGUUGGAACAACUCAAGGAUGACCAGAAUUCAAAGAUUGAUCCUUCUGGAGGUACAGGCAUUUCUGUGCUUCUGCUGAAUAGGUCAAACAGUGGUAAGGGGCAUGUUGUUCAAGGAAGGACUUUUACUGCCUCUACUGUACCUUGUGAUGACCCAUCUUAUGCAAGAGACAGCACAAAUAGUUUAAGAAUUUCUGUUGGGCAUGGGAGUGCCUCGGCGUCAUCUUCUGUUGAUUUGACCUCGGCUAGGCAAACAGAAGCUCGUGUACAACGGCAGUUAAGUGGCAGGAAGUCUGACAUGGAGAAUUACAGACACGACGUGAACAUAAAACUUCACAGCAUCGGAUCAUCUUUCUCUGGAACUCCAAAUCCUUUUUAUCCAGCAUUAGGUCUUGCAAGGAACAUACAUGAAGAAAAUUGUAAGAUAUCUGUUAGCAAAAUGGAAUAUGAUGUUGAGGAAACACCUGUGUCGUCUCAAGAACACGUGCCCUCUUCAGAAGAUAUAGAAGUGGAUAAUUUAAAUCGGUCUUUUAUGAGGACAUCAGUUCCUGGGGAGGACAAUUAUGGAAGCAACAGGAGUGGUCAAACAAUGAAUGCUUCAGCCUCGGAACUGUCAAGCCAUACAGCAAACAGUCAGUUAGAGGAAAAUUCAGCGGCAUCACUUCCAAAUUAUGAGGAAUCUGUGUCAUCUGGUGAAGACUUAUCAAAAUACCCAAGGUGUGUCUCAGAUGUGGAGGUGUCAGCUGUGUCUCCAGAGUGUUCUUUUCUGGAGGACCAAACCUUAUUGGACACUAGUGUUGAUAGAGUGGAAGUUGCAGAGGUUCCUACUCACAGUUCUUUGGCUACAAUAUCUGAAAUAGAAAUUGAGAAUGGUCAUCAGAAUGCUCAUGAUUCACAAACUGAUGUUGAUUUCACAAAUUCAAAGAGCAGCACAGAUGAAUUUCAGGAGCUUUCAGUUCCUUCCCCUUCAGAUAAGGAUCUAACCACUUCUGUUCCAGAGGCCAACUCUUUUGAUCAUGUGCAUGACACCCCAGAGGAAUCAACUGUGAUGCUGGGGGGCCAAGGAGGAAAUAGGGCUCGAAGCCUUACACUAGAAGAAGCAACGGAUACCAUACUCUUCUGCAGUUCCAUUGUUCACAAUCUGGCCUACCAGGCUGCAACCAUUGCAAUUGACAAGGAAAACUCAACCCCAUUGGAAGGUUCUUGGCCGACAGUCACUAUAGUGGGAAAAUCCAGCUCAGACCGAAAUUCACGUGGCAGAAAUGGCAGCAAACGCUCUUUGAGAUCCCAGAAAGUUAGGCAGAAGCGGGUGGAAACUGAUCACACAAGAACCCCAUCUACCAAAACGGAGAAUGAUGAGAAUAGCGGUGAAUCCUUGACACGAAAUGUUGGGCUUCCCAACAAAGUUGACAGCAAUGUGAAGCCUCCAAAGCUGGAAUCUAAGUGCAAUUGCACUAUAAUGUGAAGGAAUUUCAUUCAGAGCAUGCCUUUUUGAAGGGAGAGAAGGAGGUUGUAAUUUUAAGGGUUUUUUUUUCUUAAUGUUUGUAGGGCCUUUUUGGAUGAUUGCCAAUUGGCUUCUGUUGGUUCCAAUUUAUUUGUAAGAAAUCCCACAUUGCAACUGUGGCAUAAAUCAUCAUUGUAAAGUUCUUUUUCUUUUUUCUUUUUCCAUUUUACUACUGUUAGGUUGAUCCCAAUUAGCUAGGAGCAGUGGAGGUUUGUGUAUUCUCCGGGUUGCGUAUUUUUGUUAGUAUUAUUAUUUCCCAAUUUGGUGAAGCAUUCAUAUUCAUUAUUAUUAUUUGAGGAUUGAAGGUGUUCCUCUGAUUCUGUAAAUUGAAUAUUUGCUUAGGUC
Messenger RNA from Malania oleifera, 4895 nucleotides. RefSeq lists its product as uncharacterized. The record is from RefSeq and is a predicted model, not a curated record. NCBI's taxonomy places the organism in Eukaryota, Viridiplantae, Streptophyta, Magnoliopsida, Santalales, Ximeniaceae. Gene Ontology annotation, cellular component: cortical microtubule. The transcript has 6 exons. Gene Ontology annotation, biological process: cortical microtubule organization. Bases 975 to 4511 code for a protein of 1178 amino acids.